AUGGCAGGUUUACAGAUCACAUGUACACAAAAGCCUGUAGAUACCACGAUAGACAGCGGAGCUCAAGUCCAACAGGUUAUCAAUAUUGAGUGUAUCACUGAGUUUGCCGAGGCUCCCAUUCUAGCUAUCUCUUUCACGUGUAAUGGUAACUCUCAGAGAUUGAAACUAAAGCUUCCAGUAAUGUGUAGCAAAUUUUCGGAACCAGUUGAAAUGGAUUCUGGCACAUUUUUCUCCAGAUGGAAGGCCCUUUCACAGCCUAAUCAAGAAUGUCAGAAAGUUUUUAAGGCCAAAUUUCCAAUAGACACUGAACAGAACAAGACAAAAAUUUUGGGAUUUGGAGUGAGUGUCUUGGAAGGAAUCGACCCUAACCCAGAAAACUAUGUAGCUGCUGGUAUUAUUCACGCCAGGUCAGCCCAGAUUGGCUGUCUCAUCCGAUUAGAACCAAAUAAAGCUGCCCAGAUGUAUAGAUUAACAAUACGUGCCAGCAAGCCGCCAGUACCAAAUAUCCUAGCCGAUUUAUUGGAACAUCAAUUCUAGUGCGCACUCAAGAGAGCAGAACGUGAUAGACAGUGGAUUGUAUAAAGGGAGAUAAUCUGUACAGAAGAGAGAGAAGACCGACAUGACUAGACCGUUGUAAUUAGCUUGUGUCCCGUGUUUGAUACUGUGCUAGAGUAGAGAUAAUAAUAAGGAUCUUCUUUCUCGUGAUGUCUUGUGUAAAGUUUGUAUGAUCAGGAAAAAGUAUCAUGGGUUGUGUGUUUUAACUUUUAAAUUCCUAAAUUAAUACAUUCAAAGCAUUAAAUGUCAGCUUUAGGGGGAAAAAAAUUUUGCAAUUGUAAAUGUCUUAUGUUUGUAAUAUAUGUAUAUUUUUUUUGAUCUUUACAAAUUCCCAUAGACUCUCAACAUAAGUUUAGUUCAUGUAAUGCAUUACAUAUUGCUUGUUGUUGAUUGUUUUGGGCAUUGGAUCCUAGGAUGUGAUAAAAUGUCGUGGGUCUACCACGUUAACUGUUGAUCACUGUCAUAAUAUAGCAUAAACUAUAUAGGGGGGAGAGUAGCCAUGGAAAAUGCAGCAAAGUAUAAAAGGUGGAUACUAGUUAAACAAAGUGCUUCAAUUUUUAUAGAUAACUAUUGCCAUUAUCACAAUGUCCAAGGUAUUAUACAUUCCAUUUAACAUGCAGAUAUUUACCUAAAUUAUUAAGGAAACCUCUUUUUAGGAGAUAUUUGUGUGAAGAGUAUAUGUUUAAAACACUUACGGUGCAUUCUGCUAUGAUGAGCUAUGUUUAUGAGUUCUCCAUGUAGUUUAGUACAGUUUGUCAAAGGUUUAUGAAUAUUCAGAAGUUUGGAUAUGGAGUAUGAGCAUGUUCAUGUACAUGUGUGUGUUGCUGGUUUUUACAAUUAAAAGUUUGACUCUCUUUUUAUGUAAACAAUUUAGAAAUGACAAGUUCUGAAAGAAAAGCAUAAUGAUUGUUGAAGAGUUAUCUUUAUUAAGAAUAAAUUCAAACCAAGUAAAUGUUAUUUUUCAGAAACAUAAUUCCUUUUUAUAGUUGCAGUUUUCUAGAUUUUCUGAAGAAUUUAAGCAAAAAUGUACAAUGUAUUUCCCAUGUAUGAUAAUGAAUACUCAGUGUAUGAAUGGUAAAUUUCACAAUCCAUAACCAACAAUCAUUAAUGAGUAAGUAAUUAGUACAUGAUUAUUGUAGGAUAUUUGUUGUUGGAAUUGUAAUUGAAGGCUUUUUCAUGGUGCAUUGAUUAUCAUAGUUAAUGAAAGAAGAGGAAACCACGUGUACAUACAUACAUGUAAAUAUCCACAUUAAAACCCUUUAUAUUUAGAAAACAUUAUAAAAGGGUGCAUUUAAUGGAUAAUAAAAGGAAGCAUACAAAUAUCAUAAGUAAAGAUAGAACUGGAUGCCAGUGACAAGAAAUCAAGACCAUUGGAUAAAAUUGCAUAAUUAUUAAAACUUUUGAUAUACUGUAAAAGUUCUUUUUUCCAUGUGGUAUUAAUUUACACUAUUUACACGGUCACAAAUUUUCUGCAGAAGCUUGUCCAGGCGUUCUUAAUAUAAAUGUAAGACAUAUAUUGACAAUCUAGGAAAUCCGCGUAAUUUUCUACACACGGAUCAAGCAGAAAUUGAGAUUCCGCGGAAUUAUGACCCCAUGGAAAAAAGUAUGUCUACAGUAAUUAUAUAUCCUGAUCAAAAUAUG
Saccostrea cuccullata (small rock oyster) is the source of this 2196-nucleotide messenger RNA. RefSeq names its product AP-2 complex subunit alpha-2-like. Lineage: Eukaryota; Metazoa; Mollusca; Bivalvia; Ostreida; Ostreidae. Gene Ontology annotation, biological process: vesicle-mediated transport; intracellular protein transport. The record is from RefSeq and is a predicted model, not a curated record. Bases 1 to 537 code for a protein of 178 amino acids. Gene Ontology annotation, cellular component: membrane coat; clathrin adaptor complex. The transcript is spliced from 6 exons.